AUGAAUAUCGACUGGGUGGAGGGUCGUGUUCCCAAGAUCGAUCUGCCACGGCUGCGCAAGUUGUGUAGCGGUGAGUUAAAGGAAGAGGAUGAGAGCAGGUUCUGUUUUCGUUACCCUAACAACUGUAAGGGCAUGGGUGAGAUUUGGUGUCGAUUGGCAAAAAAGUUUGGCACAGAAGUUUUUGAACUGAAUUGUGAAGUUGUUCAAGUGGCAGUGGGGGAGAAGAAGGUAAGAGUAAUCUCAGCUUGUGUUUGAACGAUUUUAGAGUUUUGAGGUUUAAAACAGUACUAAACUUUUAUAUAUGGUACUAACUAGUACUAUACUUAAUAGUACUUGAUUUGAAAAGUAGCCCGGCCCGUUUCGGCUAGCCCACGCCAAGAUACUAAAGCCAAAACCACUUCCAGCUAACAUACAAAAACUUACUUGACGACACCACCCAUACCAUCAGUUAUGAUCGCCUUUUGUCCACCAUACCCAUCACAGAGCUCAACAAACUCUCCAACCAUAUCAUCCCAUCCUUAUCACUCUCUCAUUCCAAAGUGAUUCUCGUUGGUGUAGCCUUGCAUCUGCCGCAGAACCAGCUGGCUUCACAGUUCAGUUGGGCCUACUAUCCACGACCAGAGACCGUCUUCUACCGCAGUACCGUGAUCUCCAACUUCUCCGACAAUAUGACACCGGACAACUCCAAGUACUGGUCGGUUUUGUGUGAGAUCGGCCGAAAACCAGAGGAUAAUAUUGAUGAAGUAGUGAUGAUAAAAGAUGUGAUAAGGGAUUUGAUAGAAGUGGGGCUGGUUGAUAGUGAAGAUCAGGUUCAUUCAACGUGGUUCCAGAUCAUACCAUAUGGGUAUCCAAUACCAACGAUUAAUAGGAAGGCUGAAAUGGACAAAUGUCAUAAGACUUUGGAAAAACAGCAGGUUUACAGCAGGGGACGGUAAGUUAAAUUUUGAAAAUUAGUAAUUUUUUGUCCCUAUGAUAACAGAGAGGGGGCAAAAAAUAAAGGAAAAAAAACAAUUUUAAAAAAUAUUAACCCGCCCUUUCUUAUUGAGUUUUGAAAAAAAUCGACGGGUAUAUCGUCGAUCUUGACCAAAAGAAUCUAUAAAUAUAAAAACUUACACGAAUAGUCCUCCUCUCCUAUUAAAGGCUCAAAUUUGCAUUAAAAACGGCAAUUCAGAUUCGGAUCGUGGCACUAUGAAACUUCGAACCAGGACAAUUGUUUUGAAAUCGGUCGAUGCUUGAUUAAUCGACUGUAUUUAGACAUUGCAGAGCCUCCAUUCUAA
Molecule: messenger RNA, 1277 nt
Organism: Bursaphelenchus okinawaensis
Lineage: Eukaryota; Metazoa; Nematoda; Chromadorea; Rhabditida; Aphelenchoididae
Source: the annotation of a GenBank genome assembly